AUAAAUAAAAUCUUUAAACAAAAAUGAAUAAAGUGGAAAUCAAACAAGCAGAUGAUUCAGAAACGAUCCCUAGGUCAUUGAGAGGUCAGCGGAACUUGGCUAGCGUAGUUUCAGUCCCUGCCCCCUCCCCAAAUCUCUCCCUUUAAGGGAAGCCUGCUGAGUGGCCAUGGGCUGAGCUGCCCGGCGCUGGCCAGGCUCUGGUGGUGUCCUGGAGGCCGGCCCGUGGGCAGCUGAGAAGGCCCGCCUCGGCCGUGGGCCCCGCCGGUGGCACCCAGCGCAGUAUGGACCCACAGCAGGCCCUCAGCAAAGGCUGCCCAGUGCAGGGGGGCCUAGCGACUUCCCUGUAAUUUUUUUUUAUUAUUAUUUAUUCAUUGGAGACACAGAGACACUGAGAGAGAGAGAGCAUGCGGAGGGGGAGAGGCAGAGGGAGAGGGAGAAGCAGGCUUCCUGCUGAGCAAGGAGCCUGACACGGGGCUCGAUCCCAGGACCCCGGGAUCAUGGCCUGAGCUGAAGGCAGAUGCUUAACCAUCUGAGCCACCCAGGCGCCCCCUUCCUUGUAAUUUUGUUUCUGGCAAAGGCCUCCUUACUUAAAAGAGACCUCUCUGCCGGCAAAUGAGGACAUUUGCUCUGUGCUGCAGGCCACCCUGCGUGAGUUAGCGCCGUAGGUGCCCGUCGUCCUGGGGCCUGCUCUCCUCUCAUCAAGCAGAACGUGGAGGUUGUAGAUCAGCAGAGCUGGGAAAAGGAUUCGGGGGCCGAGAGACUCUUCUGAUGACCACCAGCCUUUAACCCUGCUCCCGAAUGUGAAACGUACCCCACAGAAGCACAGUGCGUAGGUGUGUGUCUGGGUGUGUGUGAAAGCGUUCACAUCUAGGACCACCCAGGCCCCAUUAAAGCUUGCAAUCACAGUGCAGUGGAAGGAACCCCGGGCUAAUUAGCCCGGAAUCAGAAAACCAGGGGCCUGAUCCCAGCUACACAGCUGCUCUGUGCCCUCAGGCAGGUCCCACCUGCUUUCUGAGCCCGGGCCCCUCCUCCCUAGAAUGAGAGUGUGGGACAGACGAUCCCUGAGGUUGUAACGGGUAACAAGCCAUCACACUUUGAUUCCUUGCUUUCGGUGGGAGAUUGAGAGGUGUGUGCAGGGGUGAAGGGGGAAGUAGGGGGCAGGAAGGGGAAUGGGAUCCAGGUAACUGCCCGACCACGGUCAGUGAUGCAGCACUAAGAUAGGGCGCCUGAGCUGUCCAUCAAAAAACUCCUAGGAGUGGAGGGCGGUGCCUGGUUGUCUAGUAACCCCAGGGCUCUGAGCUCAGAGCUUGGCGAGGUAACCCAAGCCAGAGGGACCAUUCCAGAAAGCCAGCCGCAGAGAAGAUCGAGGGAGCACUAUGUCUUUCUCCAACCCUGAGGAUGCCCCCCAAGAGCCUGAGCCGGAGCCCUCAACCUCCAAGAAGAAAAAGAAGAGAAAGCAGCCACAACAAGAGGCCAGCAUCCAAGCCCUCACCAGGGCUGGCCACGGAGCCCUACUGGCUGGCCGGAACCACGAAGCUUUGACCAGCUUCCAGAGGGCCUUCAUCCUGGCCUCUGAGGCCCCACAAACUCGGGACACCCCUGUUCUCCGGGCCUGUGCCUUCAACCUGGGGGCCGCCUACGUGGAGACUGGGGACCCAGCCAGAGGCCUUGAGCUGCUCCUGCGAGCCCAACCUCAAGAGAAGGCACAGGGCGGGUGUCCUGGCGACCAGUGUUUCAACGUGGCUUUGGCCUACCAGGCCCUGGGCAAGCUGCCUCAAGCUUUGGCUUGGUACCACAGGGCCUUGGGUCACUACCGGCCACUCGGUGACCAGGGGCAAGCCCAGGCAAAAAUGGGAGCCUGCUACCAGGCUCUGGGACAGCCUGAGCUAGCAGCCCGCUGUCUGCAGGAGGCCAGCCGGGCCUAUGCCCAAGCAGGGCAGCCCCAGGCUGCAGCCCUGGCCGCAGGGGCUGUGGCAGGGUGCAUGCUGGAGAGCGGGCGGCACGGGGUGGUUGAGGUGGUGCAGGUGCUGGAGGAGAGCCAGAGGCUUGCCGAAAGGAGCCCCGAGCGGGGACUGCUGGGGCAGCUCUAUAACGACCUCGGCCUGAGCUACUCCCAGCUCCGACUGUUCCCGCUAGCAGCAGAGGCCUUCCUGCGGGCCCUGCCCCUGUGCCGGGGGCCAGGAGAGGAGGCCACAGUGCUGAGAAACCUCGGGGAGGCCCACAGUGCCCUCGGCAACUAUCAGGAAGCCCGGGACUUUCACCAGAAGGCCGCUGACCUGCACGGCUCUGUGGGGCAGCGGCGGGAGCAGGGCCGGAGCUUCGGCAGCCUAGCAUUUGCACUGAGCCAGCUGGGGGACCACAGAGCAGCCCGAGACAGCUACCUGCAUGCCCUGCAGGCUGCCCGGGACACCGGGGACACGAAGGGGCAGUGGCAGGCCUGCGAGGGGCUGGGGGCUGCGGCAGCCAGACUGGGGCAGCACGACCAGGCCUUGCGGUACUAUAAGGAAGCUCUGGCCCGGAGUCAGAAGGAGCCAGACUCUGUGCGGGAUCGGCUGGUGGCCAAGCUGGCAGACGCCAUGAGGACCCACUUGGCCCAGGCUGGGCUUGUCCCCACGUACACCCUGACUUCGGCGCUGGGGAGGCCCCAGGCUCCAGGUGCAGCCAGGCCCCCAGCCAGGGCGGGAAGGGGCAGAGCAGAAGUGCUGCACAGGUCUUCGGGUGGGUGGGAAGAAGAAGAGUGCGUGGAGGGCCAGGAGGAGAGAGAGGACCAGCCACCACCCGAUGUCCCCGUGGAGUCUUGGGCACAGAGACUGGAGUUCCUGAACAGACUGUUGGCUUUGGUGCAACCUCCGUGUCAACGACCAGGGCACGCAUCCCAGCACCCACCGUCCUUGCUCUUCUCCCAAGCUUUCUCUUUCCACCAUGUGAUUCUUGGUGCAGAGAGGCCUGUGAUAAAUGUGCCUGUCUCUCUCCAUCCAGGUCCAGGACCUGGGGCCCAUCUCCUGCUUGGAGGCCAAGGCCCCCUCCAAAUGGAGCAGCCUGGCAUUCUGGUACCCAGUGGCCCCCAAGCCAAUAGCCACCCCACGGGCAAGCCCCUCCCUGCCUCCCACAGGUCGUCCAGAUGGCCCAGGGAAACCCCCUGCAGAAACCCUCAGAGGAGACCCACGGAGUCUGGCUUCUGUGUGAUAACGUGACCCCACUCUGCUGGCCCUGAAUGUGGCCUCUGUGUGACCCCCCCCAACACACAAACAUUAGGGGUUUCUGGGAUCAAGCCUCUUCCCGGUUGUUCAGGGCCCUAUGGACACAGAAUGGAACACCACCGGCACGUGGGGUCCUGUGUCCGCUGAACAGGGCCUUUGCAGUCUGGGCGCUGAGGUGUUCAGUUUGCUCCUUGUUGGCAGUUUUGGACUCAACAGGCAAAAGAAAAAAGGGAAACCAGACAGUGAAUUUCCCCUUCUUCCUUCUGGAUCCAGACCUCAUGAUUGCUGAGGCCCUUUCCAGUUCUAAAAGCUGUGACAUCUUGGUCAGGAGGCUGCUGUCACGGACUGUCUCCAGACCUCCAUCUUCUCGAAGAGGAAA
This is a messenger RNA of Mirounga angustirostris (Northern elephant seal), 3579 nucleotides long. RefSeq names its product tetratricopeptide repeat domain 24 (gene TTC24). Gene Ontology annotation, molecular function: protein binding. The coding region runs from base 1377 to 3194 and encodes 605 amino acids. The transcript has 10 exons. NCBI's taxonomy places the organism in Eukaryota, Metazoa, Chordata, Mammalia, Carnivora, Phocidae. The record is from RefSeq and is a predicted model, not a curated record.